ACAUCAGCGGUGGGCCGCUUCUGGACCUUCCGUGAUGGGUUGAAUCAAAUCGUGCGCACGACCUCGAUUAUCCUGCCAGUUACCCGCCUCCGUGGCGGUGAACAGGAACACCGGCCAGUUUAGGUGACCGGCCGUACGUUGGUGAACUGGCCUAAAGGCCUAGGACACCGGCCUAAUUUACUGCGGGGGCAUUACGGCCCAGCAAAGUGACGGCCCACACAGGCGAUGAAACCUCCGCCGUGUGGCCGUCUUGUCCCAGUGUUGUUGCCACGGACCACGGUGAGCCAUCUCCCGCAGCCGCGCCGCCGAGCGCCCUCUUGGCUCUUUCGGUUCCAGGCUCCCAGCUCGCUCUCCCUGGGCAGUCGCCGGCGAUGGCCGGGCGUACUCCCCGGGCCCCGGUGUCCUCUCUGAAGUGGCGACAGCGGGGGCAACCAAGCCGCACCCCCGCCGCCAUCAACGACAGGUGCUCCAUCGUAUCGCCCCCACGACCCUCCUCGCCGCCGAUCAAGAUCAACAUAAAGGCUUGGCUACGAAGUUUCCCUUUCUGCUGGCCACUGCUUGCAGUUGAGGUAAAGAUGCUGAAGAACAUUUUAAGCCAGUCAUGGAGGAAAGGUGCACAUGUGCUCCAAGCAGGAAAUCCAGCACCGGCACUAUAUACAUGCUGGAGUCGAUUUCACAGUGGACAGAUCUUAAGCUCUUCCAGGAGCUUCUUUGGCGUGGAGGACUUUGUGGAUGAAGACAACAGUAGACCCUACACAUACAAGAAGGAAAAGAGAUCGAAGAACCCACACAAGCACAUUUCUUUCAAGCAGCGCACCAUCGCGCACAUGGAGCCCUUCACGCUUGACGUCUUCAUUUCCAAGCGCUUCGUCUCGGCGUCUCUCACGCACCGUUCGACGUGCAGGCAGGUCGCGGUCGCCGGGACCAAUUCGAAGGACAUCAAGGCUGCGCUCAAGUCGAGGUCCGACAUACCAGCCUGCCUGGCCGUGGGCCGUUUCCUGGCGGAGAGGGCGAAGGAGGCCGAUGUCUACACCUGCACCUACACGCCGAGGGAGCGGGAUAGAUUUGAGGGGAAGAUUAGGGCCGUUGUCCAGUCACUGAUCGAUAACGGGAUCAAUGUGAAGCUCUACCUUGACUGAGCUUUUGCUGUAUGGAACUAUGGAUUACUCUUCCGGUACUUGCAAAAUGAGCAGCCUGUCGCAUGGUGUUCUGCUAUCAUGGCCGCGAUCACUACCACCCUGUUGUAACUAUUUCUUUUCUUAAUAUAUCCAGUAGGGGAUAAUCCCCUCCUGUUACAUCAAAAAAAAAA
Molecule: messenger RNA, 1309 nt
Organism: Panicum hallii
Lineage: Eukaryota; Viridiplantae; Streptophyta; Magnoliopsida; Poales; Poaceae
Exons: 3
Coding region: 372-1139 (255 amino acids)
Biological process (GO): translation
Cellular component (GO): ribosome
Molecular function (GO): structural constituent of ribosome; 5S rRNA binding
Source: RefSeq, a predicted model, not a curated record